AUGCGCAACCCCUUUGAUCUCGAUGAAAGCAGCGUCGAUGGCGAUUCAGAGGCCGAUCGUGACUUUGAGGACCGAAUUCCACAUCCCAUCCAAACCAAUGAUGGAGACCGCUCUUUGCUUCAGGACGAGGAACGACGCGGGGAUGAUCUGAAAGAGCGUUUCAUCGGUACAAUUGAUCAGGGUACAACGAGUACUCGCUUUAUUAUCUUUGAUUGUACGGGUGUCCCCAUUGCCAAGUACCAGACUGAAUUCCGACAGCUUCAUGAUCACCCAGGAUGGCACGAACAAGACCCAUACGAAUUGGUGGAGUCUGUCUACAUUUGUAUUGAAGAGACUAUGAAAUCAUUCCUCGCCCUGGGUCACUCCAGAUCUGAUGUAGAGGCUAUCGGUAUCACCAGUCAACGAGAAACUGCCCUAGUUUGGGACUGGGAGACUGGUGAGCCAUUGCAUAAUGCCAUCACUUGGACUGAUACGAGAACUAUGAACCUUGUGCGUGAGCUUAAGGAAAAGCCCGGUGCCGAUGACCUCGUCAAUAUCUGCGGUUUGCCACUCUCCACAUACCCCUCCUCUGUUACGCUGCGGUGGAUGUUAGACAACCUCCCAAAUGUCCGUGCGGCCUAUGACGAGGGCCGUGCUGCCUUUGGCACUGUCGACUCUUGGCUCAUUUACAACCUCAACGGGGGUCUUCAAAAUAAGCGUCUGGUUACAGAUGUCACCAACGCCUCACGCACAAUGUUUAUGAAUCUGGAAACUCUCAAGUACGACGACAGACUCUUGAAGUUCUUCGAUAUUGACCCGAAGAAGAUCCGUCUCCCCGAGAUUCUCCCCUCGGCUGAUAAAGAGGGCUUUGGUGAGAUUUGCGAGGGUCCCUUGGCGGGAACUCGGAUCACCAGCUGCCUCGGCGACCAAGCAGCCGCUCUGGUGGGCCACUGCGCUUUUACCCCGGGAAGUGCCAAAAACACUUACGGCACAGGCUGCUUCCUUUUGUAUAAUGUGGGUGAAAAACCAGUAAUUUCCAAGCACGGUCUGCUCGGCACAGUCGGCUUCCAACUGGGUCGGGAUAGGAAGCCUAUGUAUGCCUUGGAGGGUAGUGUUGCAGUAGCGGGAAGCGGCAUCUCAUUCCUGAUGAACAAUAUGGGCUUUUUCCGUGACUCGCGCAAGGUCAGUGAUCUGGCCGCCACAGUGCCAGACUCCGGAGGCUGUGUUUUCGUCACUGCGUUCAGUGGUCUCUUUGCACCCUACUGGAUUGAUGACGCUCAAGGAACCGUCUGGGGUAUUACCCACCACACACAGCGAGGGCAUAUUGCCCGCGCAACUCUAGAGGCAGCUUGUUUCCAGACGAAAGCUAUCCUCGAUGCCAUGGAGAUGGAUAGUGGCAAGAAGCUUACAGAACUGGCCGUGGAUGGUGGAAUGAGCAACUCCGACAUUUGCAUGCAGACCCAAGCCGACCUCAUCCAGAUCCCCAUCGAGCGCCCCGCAAUGCACGAAACCACCGCCCUCGGCGCCGCGAUCGCCGCAGCCUUCGCCAUAGACGUGUGGAAAGACUUCUCUGAUCUCAAGUAUAUGAACCGAGCCAACCGAGCAACGUUCAACCCAAAAGUUGGUCCGAAGAAAAGCGCUCGCAUGUACAAAAAGUGGUCGAAGGCUGUAGAGAUGUCUCGAGGCUGGACGGCUAGCAAGGAGGAAGAAUCAGAAGAUGAAGAGUAA
Molecule: messenger RNA, 1707 nt
Organism: Penicillium taxi
Lineage: Eukaryota; Fungi; Ascomycota; Eurotiomycetes; Eurotiales; Aspergillaceae
Product: glycerol kinase
Exons: 4
Coding region: 1-1707 (568 amino acids)
Biological process (GO): triglyceride metabolic process; glycerol-3-phosphate biosynthetic process; glycerol metabolic process
Cellular component (GO): mitochondrion
Molecular function (GO): glycerol kinase activity
Source: RefSeq, a predicted model, not a curated record